Molecule: messenger RNA, 2748 nt
Organism: Acipenser ruthenus (sterlet)
Lineage: Eukaryota; Metazoa; Chordata; Actinopteri; Acipenseriformes; Acipenseridae
Product: fibrillin-1-like
Exons: 12
Coding region: 389-1744 (451 amino acids)
Molecular function (GO): calcium ion binding
Source: RefSeq, a predicted model, not a curated record
UUAUAAAAAAGAAUGCAGCUCUAGGAAUAUCUUGUGUCACUCAAAGGCGAUCUGUCGCCUGGAUUUAGUGACAGAAACAUUUUACUGCCAGUGUCUGCCAGGGUACAAUGGGGACGGAAUACACUUCUGUCAAGAGCCCACAGCAAGCAUCGCUGUUGAUAGUCAAGAGGAUUGUGAUGGGGUAGGACAACAGGUGUGUCUCCUAAAAAGGGCGGUGGGUGGCAAUGCCACUUUUACCGUGUCGAUCUCCGGGGACUUCCAGUAUUCUCAGAUCACAUGGUACAAGUUUUACGCCUCACAAGGGCACACGUUUCACAGCUAUCGACAAAGACUAACCCUGUCAGGAGGUUUACCAACAACUAGCCACAUAUUGAGAAACGGUCUGGCUAUGACGCUCGGAAAGAUUAAAGAAGACGAUUUCUUCCCAAACAAGUUCUGGGUUCAACUGGAGGCAAGCGAGCCAUCGGAGAGCAAGCAGGAGGUUGAGCCCUAUGACUUCACCCACUUUGAGAUGCUCAACCCAACCAGACUCCGAUAUUACUUUGUGCUGGACAGUGAACCCAUAGAUGUGGGUAAAUUCUUAUUAGGGGAAAUGAGCGUGAUUCAGUUGAAUCCGUAUUACACUGACGUAUCUGAGACUGGCUUCGUGAAAUGGGUCAAGGAACCAGACAACCUCACUCUCAUCCAGACCACAUCAACUGUUUUGGCCAACAGAACUAGUGCGAUUGAAAUUGAUGGGCUAUUGAAUGAAGAUUUUGGCAACAUUCGGGCAAUUGUUUACGAUUUCCUCCCAGGCAUCCCAGGGAAGGUGAUGAUUGCCCAGAGAUUGUUUAAUUUAAGGAAGGAUAUCAGUAAAGUUUGCAAAGGGUCUCAAAAUGCUAAAAACUGUGUGUGCAACACUGGGUUUAAGGGCAACGGCAUUCAUUGUAUAGAUCAGGAUGAAUGUAUAGAAGGAAUGCCCCUGCACUGUCUCCCUGAUGCUAAAUGUAUUAAUACAUAUGGCUCAUACGUCUGCCAGUGUCCCAAUGGAUAUGAGGGAGAUGGCUUGUACUCAUGCAUGGACAUUGAUGAGUGCAUGAGAGACCUGCACCAGUGUAGCCCGAGGGCAGCCUGUAUAAACACCCUGGGAUCCUAUGUCUGCACCUGUCAGUUUGGGUUCUUUCAGGAAGGAAAUGAAUGUAGAGCCACAAGUAUCUGGACUCCCUGGAGCCCCUGGUCACUUUGCUCAGUUACCUGUGGCUCUCAGAACCAGAUGCGCAUUCGGAUUUGCACCAACCCAGAGAGCGGCAUGAGGUGCGAGGGACCUACAUCUGAUCUGAAACCCUGCUCCAGCCUCCGGGCUUGCCCAGUGGACGGCCUGUGGUCAGAGUGGUCCCCCUGGUCAACCUGCACUGUCAGCUGCUCUGGAAUCAAGAGAAGAAUCCGAGUCUGCAACAACCCUGCCCCUUCCUCUGGGGGGCAGUCCUGUUUGGGGUCUCCAGAGGAAAUAGCCCCGUGCAACAACGAUAACUGCCCUGUUAAUGGAAUGUGGUCACCCUGGGCUCCCUGGACUCUGUGCCCUCUGACCUGUGGCCUGGGAGUGGUCAGCCGGUCCCGACAUUGUAACAAUCCACCCCCAGUGAGCGGUGGGACCCCCUGCCCUGGACACGGGUACGAGGAGGGCUCUUGUGGAUUUCCGAUGGACUAUUGCAAGUAUGUACCAAAACCUCCUGAAUCUAUAAUGCCUGGGAGACUGAUUCAGUAACAUCAGGAGGACGGAGCACUGAUUCAGACCUGGGCAAAUGAGAAGGAAGGAGUGGCAAAGCAAUACUGAGCUUUACUAAUGCUCUUGACAUUAGAACGCAUCUGGAAAUAAUGGAACAAUGACACCCGUGUGAUUCUCACGUCCUUGUUUCUGAGAUUAUAUAAAGAACCUUCACGAGGGGAGCAACGAGACUGUUCUUGUCAGCGAAUGCAUGGCCUGCUGUUUGAACAAUGGUCUCAUGAGCUUUCAUAUCAGUUUCACUCAAAUAUCUGUGGACAUGAGCUUAACACUACUGCACCUCUAAGACUCCAGAGGACUUAUAUGUUUGCAGAAAAUGUGUUAAUAGUGUAUUAAAUGCAGUAUUGCUUAACCAAAGGCAGUUUCAAAAGUAGAUGUUCCGCAUUCAGCGUGAGAUGUGGGAGGAGGUAUAUUUUUGCUAAGCUGCCUUUCUUAACUCGUAUCUUCAAGCUGUGAUAGAUAUAUCGGUCCUUGGCUCAAGUUUGUAAAUAAAUGUAAACGUUUUGACCACACUAGCUUAUGUGUUAAAUGAUCUCUCAGUGCUUGUUGCUCUGCUAUAAUCAGCAAAGGAAGGUUGUUGAUUAUAUUAAUAAGUAACUCACAGACAUAGAGACAGGGGCAGACAGGGCCAUUGCACAUUUUGCAGCUGCAGUACCAGUAUCCUGUUUUCUUUUUUUUUUUUUAAGACAGCAAUUUAAGCUUCUGCAAAAUUAAGGACAGCUAAGCAAAACAGAGAGAAAGGAGAAGGGUGUACAGUGCUGAAAACAGCUAAAUUGAUUGAAAGAGAUAGGAUUCUGCUGAUAUCAUGCCUGUUACAGAUAAACUUGUGUGUUUCCUCUUCACCCUCAUGAUGUUCACUCAUCACUUUAUUUCCUACAGUUACAGGACAGCCAGUCAGUAGAGCACAGACACCGACCAAAGUACAUAAAGUGCACAAGCACUCCCUAGAAACAAUCUAGGAUUAGGUAAAACUCCAGACAAGUUCA